CAAACGCUCUCUUCGCCCUGCACGGAGCUCGCGGCUGGCUCGCCGGGCCUGCCCAGGUCUGCGGCGGGGAACCUGCCUGCCCUGCCGGGCCACGUCGGCGGGCCCGGCUCGCACCUUCGGUCUUCUGAGCGCCCUCCCCGAAGCCAGCCCCCAGCAGAGCCUGUGCUCUUCAUGGAAAGCCCUGUGCAGUGGCCCCCUGGUGAUGGCAGCCGACAGUGACGUGAAGACCCUGCUGAGCUUUGUGAACCUGGCUUCCAGCGACAUCAAGGCGGCCCUGGACAAGUCGGCGCCCUGCCGCCGCUCUGUGGACCACCGCAAGUACCUGCAGAAGCAGCUGAAACGCUUCUCCCAGAGGUGCCCCCGGCUGCCGAGGGGCCUGCCAGGCAGGGUGGCGGAGCCCCAUCUGCAGAGGGGUCCUGAGGACCGGCCCACAAGGCUGCCUCUUCAUCUGGGCCCUGAUUCCAGCCUCGACCGGGCUGGAGGUUGCAAGGAGCAGGCCCUGGGAGGCCCAUUCAGAGAGGAGUGCCUGUCUAUGGAGCACAGCCUCCGGGGGCCAAGCCCGGAGGCUGCUAGGCCUGGCCAGGUGCCCAUGAGGAAAAGACAGCUGCCUGCUUCCUUCUGGGAAGAGCCCAGGCCCACCCACAGCUACCCCAUGGGGCUGGAGGUGGGCUUCAGCUCCAGGGAAACACCUCCUUACGAAAGUAAAAAAAAUUGCAAGGGUCUGGAGUCCCUGGGACCCGAUACUGCCCCAGUGCCCAUGUCCCCAAGGGCAUUGGCUGACAAGGAGCCACUCAGGAUGCCUGGGGUCUCCCUGGUGGGUUGCCUUGAUGCUUGGAGCUGCUGCCCUUUCCAGUACCACGGACAGCCCAUCUUCCCCUGUCCCCCAGGGGCCCUGCCUCAAGGCCCAAUGCCCAAUCUAGGUCUGUGGAGGACAAGCCCCACUUUGCCAGGGGAGCUGGCCCACUUCUGCAAGGAUGUGGAUAGCUCUGGGCCAAAAGUGUACAGACCAGUGGUUUUGAAGCCCAUCCCCACCAAGCCGGCCAUGCCUCCACCCAUCUUCAAUGUCUUUGGUUACCUCUAGCUGGGCUGGGAAGGUCUUGGCCCCUCCUCCAGCCUGUAGGAUGGGGAGCCCUGAUGAGCUCUCCUUGUGAGGAGAAGACUGGGCUGUGACGUGGUCUCUUGGGCAUUCCCAAUGCUCCUUCCCUUUGUGUGUGUGUGGGGCGGGGGCUUCUCUGGCAGGCACCAUUGUAGCCUGUGAGGCUGGACACAUCUGACCUCUCCACAAGUAGUCUGGAGCCCAGCAGUUUAACCCCCCCUAACCCCGACCCUAUGGAGCCCACAAACAGCGGGACCCUGGCCCAGCAGCCACCCUACAAACCAGCUUUACACCUGUUUGCUGCCUCCCACUGAGGAAGCUCAUCCCUCUUGUU
This is a messenger RNA of Jaculus jaculus (lesser Egyptian jerboa), 1430 nucleotides long. RefSeq names its product family with sequence similarity 181 member A (gene Fam181a). Lineage: Eukaryota; Metazoa; Chordata; Mammalia; Rodentia; Dipodidae. The coding region runs from base 203 to 1081 and encodes 292 amino acids. The record is from RefSeq and is a predicted model, not a curated record. The transcript has 2 exons.